Scedosporium apiospermum is the source of this 2568-nucleotide messenger RNA. Its product is annotated as putative beta-mannosidase B. The coding region runs from base 1 to 2568 and encodes 855 amino acids. The transcript has 2 exons. Gene Ontology annotation, molecular function: beta-mannosidase activity. Lineage: Eukaryota; Fungi; Ascomycota; Sordariomycetes; Microascales; Microascaceae. The record is from RefSeq and is a predicted model, not a curated record. Gene Ontology annotation, biological process: glycoprotein catabolic process; carbohydrate metabolic process.
AUGGCCCGGAGAUCCAUCACUCCCCUCGACAAGGGCUGGCAUUUCAAACAAGUCGACAAAGACUCGUCCGAGUACCUCCCAGUCGCCCAGUUCCCCACAAACAUCCACCUCGAUCUCAUCCACCACAACCUCAUCCCGGACCCCUUCAUUGGCAAGAAUGAGCUCCAAGUCCAAUGGGUCGGCGAGGCCGUCUGGUCCUACCGCACCCACUUCGCCUCACCAGCGGAUGCCCCCCAGGGUGCUAAGGCUGUCAUUGCCUUUGACGGUCUGGAUACCUUUGCGACGGUGAAGUUGAACGGCGAGGUGAUCCUCGAGACCGAGAAUAUGUUUUUGCCAGAGAGGGUUGACGUCACGGGCAAGUUGAAGACUGAUGGUGAGAAUGAGCUUGAGAUUACCUUUGAUAGUGCCUACUUGAGGGGAUGCAAGCUUGUGGAUAAGUACCCUGAGCAUAAAUGGGGUUGCUGGAACGGCGAUGUGUCUAGGUUGGCUGUGCGCAAGGCACAAUACCACUGGGGAUGGGACUGGGGCCCGACACUUUUGACCUGCGGUCCCUGGAGGCCAAUCAACCUCGAGGUUUACGACUCGAGGAUAGAAGAUCUCUUCUUCGAAACGGACGUCGACCCCACCACCAAGACGGUCAAGGUCACCACCAUCGCCCGUACCGAGGGCCCCGCAUCCAAGGUCCGCUUCGACAUCUCCCUUGAUGGCACCCCCGUCUCCUCACAGACGAUAAACGCCGCUGCCGGAGCCGACACCAAAACGGAAUUCACCAUCACCAACGCCAAGCUCUGGUAUCCUAUCCGCUACGGCGACCAGACGCUCUACACCAUCACUGCCACUCUCCUUGCCAGCUCCGAUGAGAUAGAAGUCGACACUGUCUCCAAGAAAACGGGUUUCCGCAAGGCUGAGCUCGUCCAGCAACCCCUUGAGGAGCAACCUGGAACUUCCUUCUUCUUCCGCGUCAACGGCAUUCCCGUUUUCUGCGGAGGCAGCGACUGGAUCCCCGCCGACAACUUCGUCCCUCGCAUUACCCGCGAGACCUACCGGAACUGGAUCCGCCUCCUCGCCGAUGGCAACCAGUUCAUGAUUCGAGUAUGGGGAGGUGGCAUCUACGAAGAGGCCGCUUUCUACGAGGCUUGUGACGAGUUUGGUAUCCUAGUAUGGCAAGACUUCAUGUUUGGCUGCGGCAACUACCCGGCCUGGCCCGAACUGCUAAAAUCCAUCGAACGCGAGGCCGUCGCGAACGUCAAGGCCCUCCGCCAUCACCCGUCCAUCGUCAUCUGGGCCGGCAACAACGAGGAUUACCAGUACCAGGAGAGCGAGAACCUCACCUACGACUUCGACAACAAGGACGCCGAGAGCUGGCUCAAGACGGACUUCCCCGCUCGGUACAUUUACGAAAAGGUGCUCGACGACGUGUGCAGGGAGCACAUCCCGGGAACGUUUUACCACUACGGCAGCCCCUGGGGAGGGAAAGAUACCCGCGAUCCAACGGUCGGCGACAUUCAUCAGUGGAACGUGUGGCACGGCACGCAAGAAAAGUACCAAAACUUCGACACCCUCGUGGGCCGCUUCGUGUCCGAGUUCGGAAUGCAGGCUUUCCCCUCGGUGAAGACCAUAGACCAGUACCUGCCGCUCGGCCGCGACGACCCGGACCGCUACCCGCAGUCGUCGACCGUCGACUUCCACAAUAAGGCGGAAGGCCACGAACGCCGCAUCGCGCUCUACCUCGUCGAAAACAUGCGGUACGCGCCGGACCCCCUCGAGCACUUUGUCUACUGCACGCAGCUCAUGCAAGCCGAAUGUCUCGCCUCCGCCUACCGCCUCUGGAAGCGUCAGUGGAAGGGCCCCAACCGCGAGUACUGCGGCGGGGCGCUCGUGUGGCAGAUCAACGAUUGCUGGCCCGUGACGAGCUGGUCCAUGUGUGACUACUACCUUAGACCGAAGCACGCGUACUACACCGUCAAGCGCGAGAUGGCGCCCCUCAGCAUCGGCAUCACGCGCCGCGAGCACCGCCAUCCGCGGGAUAAGCACACGCGCGUGCACAUCGACACGAAAACCCGCGUGGAGAUCUGGGGAUCUAACCUCGCGCUCGAGGACGUCACGGUCGACUGCGUCGUGAAAGCGUGGGACGUCGAGACGGCCGAGCGGACGUUUUCGCAGACGGUGCGCGGGUCCUUGCUGCUCCCCGCCAACAGGUCCACGGAGAUCGCGGCGCUGGAUGUGCCCGUGAGGAAUCCCGGCGACGAGGCGCGCACGGUGGUUGCGGCGUAUUUGUAUCGCGGGGAGGAGAAGUUGGCGCGGUAUGUUAAUUGGCCUGAGCCGUUGAAGUAUUUGCACUUGAGGAAGCCGGAGGCGUUGAAGGCUGUGCUUGUUGAUGGGGGUGAGAGGGUGGAGGUUAGUGCUGAGGUGCCGGUUAAGGGGGUUGCGCUUGAGUGUGAGGAUGAUGGUGUGGUUUUCGGGGAUAAUCUUGUGGAUGUUGUGCCUGGGGAGGUUGUCAGUAUUCCCGUUAGGGGAGCGACGGAGGAGACGGUUCUCACGACGAGGUAUUUGAGCAUGUUGAAUUAG